Molecule: messenger RNA, 476 nt
Organism: Closterium sp. NIES-67
Lineage: Eukaryota; Viridiplantae; Streptophyta; Zygnematophyceae; Desmidiales; Closteriaceae
Source: the annotation of a GenBank genome assembly
GGCAUCACAUCAUGCAUCUGCUACCGGAAAUUGAUUGUGGGCCCAAGGCAUGGGCAGUGCUCAAGGACCUGCACGCUCCGACAUCGGUUGCCGCUUCUCUCAUGCUGGAUCGGGAGCUGUCCAUGCUGCGGUUGAGCGAGAAUGAACAUGUGCAGCCCGUACUGGACAAGAUGAGGGAACUCUACGCGAAAUUGGCGAUUGCAGGCAUCACGUACCCUGAGCAGACUAAGUGUCUCAAGAUGCUCAGCCUGCUGCCCGAGUGAUGACAGCACCAGCGGCUAUGCCAUGCAAGGGACAUGGAGGGAUCGAGGGCGUGGCAAUCGCGGUCGCUCCUACUACAACCAAGGUGGUCGCGGGACUUGGAACCAGCGGGGGCGUGGUGGCGCUGGUGCAAGAGGAAGAGGUGGUCACUCCAACAAUGACAACAGUGAACCACGCUUGAGGGGAGAGUGCUGGUAUUGCAAGGAAGAAGGGCA